Triticum aestivum (bread wheat) is the source of this 732-nucleotide messenger RNA. RefSeq lists its product as uncharacterized. NCBI's taxonomy places the organism in Eukaryota, Viridiplantae, Streptophyta, Magnoliopsida, Poales, Poaceae. The record is from RefSeq and is a predicted model, not a curated record.
AUGUGUGGUGUGCGGACUGCGGCGCAGGGAGAGGGGGGCCCGGCGACGAUGGCGGAAGACCGCAGCUGGAUGUACACUGGCCGCCAGAGCAGGAAGAAGUUCACCCCCGAGUGGUUGGAGAAGACGACCGAGUUCGUGGAGCGCUCCUUCCACGGCGUCCCGCCGGAACGCCAGGACGUCGGCAUGCUGUGCCCCUGCGCGCGCUGCCGCAACCGCAACAGGCGGCCAAGGACCAAGUACGCAAUGCAGCUGGAUCUGGGCAGGAACGGCUUCAUGCCAGGGUACACGGUGUGGGUGCACCACGGCGAAGGCCACAACCCCCAGCCUGCUAAGCCGUCCGACGACCACCCCGGCGAAGAGAAUCUUGACGGGAAGAAGGAUGGCGCCGGUGGUGGCGAGCAAGUGUCGAAGCCGCAGGGGACUAAGGAGUGGGAAAUGCCCUUGCUUGAGGCGUAUGCAAGAAGCAAGCUACCAAAAGAGGAUCAAAUUAAGUGGAGCUACCAAAAAUACCUGUGGGAACAAGAGAAAAUCAAGCAGCAGCAGCAGCAGAGUGCACCAAAGACAAAGAGGCUGCGCACCUCUGGUUCGCCCACUGCCAAGCCUGCUGAAGAUGAAGGGCGCAAUGUCAGCGUCCCGGAGCCUGAACUAGAAGAUACGGCAACGUCAACAGCUGAUGGCCCUGCAGCUAAUCCGGCAACGACAGCCAACGCGCGUGGAGUUCAAAUCCCAGCU